UCGCCGUAUACUCUCCGCAUUUAACUUGGAUGACAUUUUUAUUUCAUCAUUAGCAUCUGGCGCCAGACUGACGCAGUGAACACUGUUACAUUUACACCGAAGAUCUUCACAUGACCCGGACGGAAGAUUGAUAUUACUUUUUUGGUUUUUAUCUGAAUUUUUGGUCGCUCUUGUCACCUUUAUCAUCAACAACGAACUCGGCGCCUACCGAACUGAACAACAACAAAUAACAAGCAUAAAAUACUCUUGCUUUUAGUCGUUCUGCUCUCGUUUAAUUUCGUACUUUUGCGUGGUACUUGUGGUCUGAGAUAUUCGGACCACGAAACAUAGUGGCAAUGCCCGAGACAGUGCAAGAUAGCUGUACUGGGGCUAAAGAGUCUCCGUUUUUCAUUAAGAACCUUCUGAACUGUGAUAGCAAACCCUCCAAACCUAAGCCUUUCCUUACCUCGCCAAAAGCCUUGGAGGCCGGCAUUUCAGUCUCUCAGGUCGGGGACUUAAGUUUUCCUCGUUUUGAGUUGCCUACCCAAAGAUUUACUUUACCAGCACACUACUUGGAGCGAGCCUCGGCAUGGUGGUACCCCUAUACUCUCAACUCAUCAAGCCAUCUACACCGGGCAGACGUUGCCGAAAAGGCAAACGUAAGAGACUCCUCUCCAGCCUCGGGUACUGAUCGAGAUUCGCCAGAUCUGAUGCUCAAAUCCGACCCCGACGCCAAAGAAGACGAAGAGAACAAAAGUGCCGAUGAAAUAGUUUUGGAAGAGAGUGAUACUGAAGAAGCAAAGAAAGAGAACAGUGUGGAUGACUGGAAAAAAACAGAGGACAGUCCGGAUAAAAAACCGUGCAGGAAAAAGAAAACGCGCACUGUCUUCUCUAGAAGUCAGGUGUUUCAGCUGGAAUCUACCUUUGACAUGAAACGCUAUCUGAGUAGCUCGGAGAGGGCAGGGCUAGCGGCAUCCCUGCAUCUCACAGAGACUCAGGUUAAGAUUUGGUUCCAGAAUAGAAGAAAUAAGUGGAAGAGGCAACUGGCUGCCGAGCUGGAGGCGGCCAAUCUGAGCCAUGCAGCCGCACAGAGGAUAGUGCGCGUGCCUAUUUUGUACCACGAGAACUCGGCCUCUGAAACGGGGAAUUCGUCGGGCAACGUGCCAGUUAGCCAGCCUCUCCUCACGUUUCCCCAUCCUGUGUAUUACUCACAUCCUAUAGUUACCUCUGUACCACUGUUGAGACCUGUUUAACAUGCUUUAUAUGCGCGUGUGUGUAUGGGUGUGUAUGCCUGUGGGUGUGUAUGUAUGUAUGUAUGUAUGUAUGUAUAUAUGUAUGUGUGUGUAUAUAUGUGCAUUGUAAUGGACAAGGAAGCGUAACAUAAGCAAGACUACUAUUAUUAUAGUUAUUAUUUUUGUACAAAAGUAAAAUUAAUUAAUGAAUAAGGAGUUUGCUUUCUUACGAGUGGAAGCCACAAUUUUGGUGUUUUGGUUUUCGAUAAUUUUUUGAAGAACGAAUUGUAAACACAUGUGCCAGAAAUUAUAAUUGCCCUCCUCCUUUUAAUAAUCAUAUCCUAUUAAUCAUAUAAUAAUCACAUAAUAAUAAUAAUAAUAAUAAUAAUAAUAAUAAUAAUAAUAAUAAUGUCCGUUUCAUGGGGGAACGCUAUCUUGGUUUGCAGAGCAACAUUCAGUUCGAACGGAAUUAAAAUCAAUAGACAAUAGUGAUUUUCAUUUUUUCAUCUAAAAGUAUCUCUAUUAUAAAUUUCUUAAUAUAUCUUACAGUUUAAUUAAAUUGCUAAAUUGGUUGGAUAAAUUAUUUCCCCCAUAUACCUGGUUAUUUCUAUUGUUCAUAUCUACGUUUAAUAGGGACAAUUUAUGUUAAAGCAAUCUAAGGUGUACAACAUGCCUGUAUUCGAGAAAUCGUUAUGAAAUGGACUUGUUUUGUGGGUUAAAUGGUUAUUUUUCUAUUUGUGCAAUAUUGUCAGCUAUCGCAUUGUAAAGUGAAUAGUGCAUCAUUGUAUUAUUAUUUUUAUUAUUAUUAUUAUUAUUAUUAUUAUUAUUUGGCAGAAUAGAUUCACUGAGUAAGGAAAAUAUUUUCAGCACUUACGUUGUGUCACUUUCAGCUUACAUUCUUCGCAUAUUGAAGCGCUUUAACGGUGGGACAAUCAAGCUUUUUUAUUGUAUAAACUUACUGAAUGGGUUACGUGUACUCAAUCUGUUUUAUUAAUAUUUGGAUUUUACUUGAACACAAUCAUCAAUUGAUCAUUUUAAUUGAUGGAAUGUUGUACAAACGUAGUUGUACAUAAUAUUAUCUAAAUGAGUUUGGGAAAUGAGUUUGUUACUUUGUAAAAAUAUGAACACCUUUUGAUAUUGUAUCGUUACCUUGAUCUAUGUUGUGAAAUAAACAUUCCUUAUUCC
Messenger RNA from Paramormyrops kingsleyae, 2396 nucleotides. RefSeq names its product homeobox protein HMX3-like. Gene Ontology annotation, molecular function: DNA-binding transcription factor activity, RNA polymerase II-specific; RNA polymerase II transcription regulatory region sequence-specific DNA binding. The record is from RefSeq and is a predicted model, not a curated record. NCBI's taxonomy places the organism in Eukaryota, Metazoa, Chordata, Actinopteri, Osteoglossiformes, Mormyridae. Gene Ontology annotation, biological process: regulation of transcription by RNA polymerase II. Gene Ontology annotation, cellular component: nucleus.